AUCAGCAUUAAACCGUCAACAAGACCAAAACAAAAUAACAAAAUCGAAAAGAAUCGUGAUGUGGAUCAUUUUCAGAAAUAAUAUCUGUUUUUAAGUAAAUUUGCGUUAGAUUGGCGUUCAAAUCUUCAGAGCGUAUACAGAAAUGUCAUCUGCUACGGUCCCUUUGCUUGAUGACACCGUGCCCUUCGGCGACGAGGAAGAACUCAACGCCAAUGGAACUCCAAAGCGCUUGAGCCAUCCGUAUAUGACUUUCUUCCACGUCUUCUUCCGCGGGGCUGCCCUGGCGACGUACCUUUUUUGGACCCUAUUCAAUGAUUCUUUCAUCAAAUGCUUUCUGCUGGUGGUGUUUUGGCUUUCGGCAGAUUUCUAUUUGGUGAAGAACCUAAGCGGCCGACUUCUGGUGGGAAUGCGUUGGUGGAACUACGUCGACGACGACGGCCGUUCCCAUUGGGUGUUUGAAUCAAAAAAAGGUGAAACCGGUUACGAAUCUAGGGUUAAUCCGCAUGAAGCGCGAAUUUUCUGGACCGCUCUGGUGGUCUGCCCCGUGCUUUGGGGCUUGUUCUUCGUAGUGGCGCUGUUCGGGUUCAAGUUCAAGUGGAUGCUACUGGUCAUGAUUGCACUGUCUUUAAAUGGAGCAAAUCUGUAUGGAUACAUAAAGUGUAACUUUGGAGCCAAUGCUAAUCUUAAAGCUACGACAACUGAUUUUGUUCGAAGCCAAAUGCUGAGAAAUGCCGUCAAUUUUAUGAGCCAACCAAGCACCAGCUCGGCUCCGAGAAGUACUACAGUAGCUUAAACUAAUAUAUAGUGCAAAUAUAUAAUAAACUGUCUAUUUCUUCUUUGAAGACAAAUGAAUGUAUUUUUAUGGUACAUGAUAGGACUGUAAGAAAUUCUGCGAAAUCGCGUCCGCCAAAUUCGCAAUAAAAACAUUGUAUUCAAACCAA
Messenger RNA from Armigeres subalbatus, 941 nucleotides. RefSeq lists its product as uncharacterized. Gene Ontology annotation, biological process: vesicle-mediated transport; protein secretion. Gene Ontology annotation, cellular component: Golgi membrane. The record is from RefSeq and is a predicted model, not a curated record. Lineage: Eukaryota; Metazoa; Arthropoda; Insecta; Diptera; Culicidae. The transcript has 4 exons. Bases 143 to 793 code for a protein of 216 amino acids.